This is a messenger RNA of Neurospora crassa OR74A, 2133 nucleotides long. RefSeq names its product RNA polymerase II mediator complex component Med8. Gene Ontology annotation, biological process: regulation of transcription by RNA polymerase II. Gene Ontology annotation, molecular function: RNA polymerase II cis-regulatory region sequence-specific DNA binding; transcription coregulator activity. Gene Ontology annotation, cellular component: mediator complex; core mediator complex. The transcript has 2 exons. The record is from RefSeq and is a predicted model, not a curated record. Lineage: Eukaryota; Fungi; Ascomycota; Sordariomycetes; Sordariales; Sordariaceae. The coding region runs from base 170 to 1006 and encodes 278 amino acids.
CGCGUCGUUCCCUUCUCUUCACAAUGCAGUGAAUCCCUUGCGACCCGACCUCCCGACCCCAAGGCAUAAAUUGUACGAGACAAUAGUCACGGAGAUAUCCAAUAGCCUUGUAUUGACGAAGCGCAACAUAAUUUCCUCACUCUACCCCUCCAAAAACUCGUUCAACAACAUGGCCGAUGGCAAAGAUUCCCUCCGUCUAGCUCCCGAUGAAUUCAAGCAGCUCGAGGUUCUCCGAAACCGAUUCCAUCAACUUACUCACAGUUUGAACAGCCUGUUUAAUGAUAUCCAGCGAAGCCAGCCUCUCCCAAGUCAGGAGUCCCUCACAGCCUCAGCAGCCAUUCUCCAAAAGAGUCUCGAAACUAUCCAAAAGCUCGCAGACGAAAACUCCGACUUGUUCCAACGCAUCGUCGUCCACCCAUCGACAAACUUCCCUGGGCGCACUCAGGAACACAUCCUUCUGCAACUACUCAGAAAGAAACUCGAGCCGGAAGUCGAGAGCUGGGUCGAAGAUGCGCGUAGCGUAGCAAAGGCCUCUGGUUUGGACCCGAGCAAACUGGCCAGCUCCCAACAGAGGAGCAACGACUACGACGAUGACGACGACGACUACCGAGACGAAGAGGAGGACGCGCCCUCGGACCCGUUCAACGAACAGUGGGCCGAUAUGUUUCAGGUCAGCAUGGACAGCAUCAGGGAUUACCUCAUGAACCAAGCCAACGAGCCCUAUACGAUCGCCGAGCGCGAGAUGGGCAUUGAGAAUGUGCGCACCGGUCUGAAGCGAUCACUUGAGGAGGAGGACAGCGAGGAAGAAGACGAGGACGAGGACGAGGACGAAGACAGAUCGCUUGCUACCGCUGGGCUCGGCAACAUCAAUGCGGCGAAUCUGUUCCAUCCAGAGCAUGUCCUCUGGCUUGCUUCGAGGGGCAAUAUGAAGGUCCCGAAGAAUGUUGACCUGGAGGCCAUACGCAAGAGAGAGAAACCUAGGGGGCGUCCGGCUCCCGCACAGUGAGCGAACAGGAUAAUCUCAAGCCAGCUCCGUGUGUGAUCCGGGGAAACACCAAUGGCAAUCUCUGCGAUCUAUUGCUUCCCAUGAGCUGGGAGCAAUAAACCCAAUGCGCGGAUUACAUCUAAGGGGCAAUUCUUUGGCAGAAGCCUCGGCUGCUGAGCCAACCGAUUUUCGAUGCCUUGGACAUGGAGCAUGAGCUGUUUUUUAGACAGGUUUUGCUUCUGCCGUGUUCAUAUGCUACGAUUCGCAGGUGCUAUUUUCUUCUCCAGUUGGUUGGAGCAUCCAAGUCCGGAAAGACAGGAAAGACACUUCCAGCACGGUGAUGGCGGGUCCAUGGUGUUGUUGGUUGGUAGCAACCGCCGACUCCCCCGUACCCACUGCAACAGCUCCUGCGUUUUGGUAGCCGACGAUGACAGCGUUUCCUGCAGUGUGACUGUGCCCUUUGUGACCCAAUCACAUUUUUCAGCCGCUUGUUGCAACCCGCCUAUCAUAUGCCGGGAGGGCGGUCUUAUUGAGGAUAUUGUUUGGGACUGCAGCAACAAGCUGGAAGUCCCUGAGCUCCAGAACCAUUUGACUGACACGUAUCAAUCAAUAAUAGACGGUACCUCGAACGAGCUUCUGAAGAGAGGUCGAUAUAUUCAACCCACCUGACGUUGGCUUUGGUUUCCUGACUGCUACGCUGGAGAAAGUUUGGAUCUAGCCGGGGAGGUUAGAUUUUCACUAUCGGCCGAGCUUAACUUGGGAAAACGAUACGUUCUACGGUGCAAAGGGUUUACGGUAAAGUGGGUUUACCACUAGUGUGCUCGGCCUGUUAGUCUCACGAUAAGCUGGCUGACACAGCGCCCACCUCCAUACAGGCCAGUAUCAAUAGCAUUUAAGAUGGUGAUGGCAUCCGUCGCUACUCUGGCUCGACGGCAUGGCCUGCUGUGUCGGUCCAACAUGCACGCCACCACGCCGUAUCGGGACUCGGCUUUCGGCUCUUCGUAUGCUUCGAGCAGGCUCGCAUGCUAUUUGCGGGCCAUCCCGAGCUGAUAAAACCAAUGGAAAGCGUGGUCAAAGGAUAGAAGCUUAGUGAAAACGGUAGUCAGGAUGACAAUGAUAAUGAUUGAUAUAUUUCAUCCAAACGCCGG